UAUGUAUGUGCGUGCAAGCAAUGGAAACAUAAAUUUGGGGUUGCUUCCUUCUUUUGCCCGAGUAUAAUUAUAUAUAUAUAUAAAAAAAAAUCAGCGAAGAAAUCGCCAAAAUAGUAAGCUUGAGGGGGCUCUCUCACCAGUCAAUCAGUUUCUCUAUCCCUUCGCAUAAAUGAAGUGGUCGAUUGAGUUGCCCGCAGCCGGCUUCUCUCUCUGCCUAGCUAGCUAAGAAAAUUGAAUUCAGUGAAAAAGAGGAUACCGCUUGCUCUUACCACUACUACUAAGUAGUAUCAUCGUCAUCGUCAUGAUGGACCUGAGCGGUAAAAAACGCGCAUCGCGGUCUGUGUUGGUGCCUUCGACAAGUCAUCAGCGGCAGCACUCCAAUCUGGAACGCUUUCUUCAAUGUGUAACUCCAGCUGCUCCUCCUAAAUUCCUUCCCGAGAGCUGCAUUCGUGAUCUAAAUAGCUUAUGGCAACCACCUGGUACCAAGGAUAUGAUUGAAUAUUUCACUUUGGGAGAUUUAUGGGGUUGCUACGAUGAAUGGAGCGCAUAUGGUGCUGGCACCCAAGUAGUAUUGAGCAGCGGCGACACCAUUAUGCAAUAUUAUGUCCCUUACCUGUCAGCCAUUCAGAUUUACAGCAAUAAGUCGGUGGUGGCUUCCAGGGACUCAAGAGAGUAUAAUGAUGUUGUCGAAUUUGAAGGUGAUUCUUGGAGCGAUGACAGCAUGAGUGAUAAACUGUCGAGGUCGCUAAGCAACAAUUCCAGCAAGACAUGGGAUACCAUUUCUGAGGAUUCAAGCUUUGACCAUGAGGGUUCUUUGUCAAUGAGGGAUAAGCUUGGCUCUCUGUCCCUUCAGUACUUCGAGAUAUCUUCUCCUCACUGGAGGGUUCCACUUUUAGAAAAGAUAACUGAAUUAGCCAGGAAUAAUCCGGGAUUAAUGACACUCAAGAAUGUGGAUCUUUCUCCGGCGAGUUGGAUGGCUGUUGCUUGGUACCCCAUAUAUCACAUUCCAUCUCAGGGAAAUGAGAAGGACCUGUCAUCAUGCUUCUUGACUUAUCAUACACUUUCAUCAUCUUUCCAAGAUUGCGUCAAUGAGGCUGGAGAGGGAAAUGUCUGUAUAUCCCUUCCUCCAUUCGGCCUGGCCACAUACAAAAUGCAAGGGAAUCUUUGGAUAAAUCCAGAGACAUCUGAUGAUGAAAGAAUGAUUUAUCUUGAAAGUGCUGCUGAUUCCUGGUUGAAGCAGCUAAAUGUCCACCAUCAUGAUUAUAGCUUUUUUACCAGCUGCCACUACACCAUGUAAAUUGGUUUGUUCUCUAACCUGUUUCCCUCCCACCUAGGUUUGUUUUUCUCCAGUUAUCCAGCAACCACCAUGAAAACAGUCCCUCGUUGGCAGUUCUGAUAUUAAUGUAUAACUUUAUUAUGCCCGCCUACUUUGUAUAGGCAUGCAUGUAAAAGGUUUCGAAGUUAAAUGUAGUUUGAAUAAGCCAUGAAGCGGUUCCCAAGUAUACAAUGGCUUGUUGAUCCAGAAAGUUUUGUUAGAGGGGGAGUUUGUUUUGUGGACUGAGUUGGUUUCCUUGGCAAAGAGGAAGAAGAGACUUUAAAAAAUGAGAGUUUGUGGAUCGGCAGCUUAGUCUCAGGAUGUCCAUUUUCUUAAUUUCUUAUUAUCUUGUAAUCUGAGCUUUGUAUCACAAGGAUCUGUUGCUAGUUUCUAAUGUGCAAAAGUGUUGUAAAUGGAUUUGUUCUUUCUUUC
Messenger RNA from Populus euphratica (Euphrates poplar), 1747 nucleotides. RefSeq lists its product as uncharacterized. The record is from RefSeq and is a predicted model, not a curated record. The transcript has 6 exons. Bases 302 to 1297 code for a protein of 331 amino acids. Lineage: Eukaryota; Viridiplantae; Streptophyta; Magnoliopsida; Malpighiales; Salicaceae.